GGCUGUGGUAACUAGUGACGGCCGUCUACUAGGCACUAACGUUGGAUGCUAGCUUGUCCUCUUCGCAGCGGCAAAAGCUGUAUAAUGUUCUUACUACCCGUUUGUCUUGAUUCGUAAACAUGUCUGCAAAAGGAGUAGGAACGAGGGGUUUUUAUUUCAACACUAUAUUGUCCCUGGCGCGCUCUUUGGCCGCACACCGCCCAGCACCGAUAGAUAAGGUCCAAAAGCUCCAAUGCAUGUGUCCAGUGGACUUCCGAGGGGUGUUCCAGCUGGAUGAGAGGAGGAGGGAUGCGGUCCUAGCUCUGGGUAUCUUCCUGGUCAAGUCUGACCUACAGCACAAAGACUCUAUUGUCCCCUACCUGCUGGGGCUGCUGAAGGGACUUCCCAGAGUCCAGUGGAUCGAAGAAAGCUCUGGAAGCAAAGGGCGGGAUAUCCUUCCGGUGGCAGAGAACUUCUGCUUCUGUCUGGUCACUCUUCUCUCAGACGUGGCCCAGCGAGAUGACACCCUGCGAGGACAGAUCGUGGAGGCCGUCAUGGACAUAAUGCAGGUCCUGCUGGACAUCUGCUUGAACUCAGAGGGACAUGAUAAAGAAUACCUGUGCAGGUACACUGUUCCCUGCUUGUUGGGUGUGGCCCGGGCCUUUGGUCGCUAUAGCAACACGGAGGAGCCCCUGCUGUCCAAGCUGUUUCCGCGGGCAGAAGCCCCGCCAGUGUCCACUGGCAAUGAUGUCGACCCAUCACGACGGCGCUCCUUCAACGACUUCCGCUCCAUCAUGCCUGCCUCGCUGCUCACAGUCUGUCAGGGAGACACCAUCAGACGCAAAGGAAGCUCUGUGUCCAGCAUAUCACAACAGGCCAGUCCAGAGAGAGCAGGACUCACCCCCAGCUCCCCAGCUGACCCCUCAGCACAGUACUUUGAAGGCUCCUAUCUCCCUGAUGGUAGUGCUGUGGACCCAGACUAUUACUUCUCCACCAUCAGUUCUAGUUUCUCUGUGUCUCCUCUGUUUACGGGCAGUGCCCAGGGAGAGUUUGACGUCCCUCUGGACGUUCUGCGCCAGCUCCUCAACAUGGUUGAGCAGCUUGUCUCUGAAUCCUUUCUGAAAACACUGGAUAACACCCUGCAGGAACUUCUGGAGUUGAACCCAGGGAUGCACCUGCACUAUAGGACCUUCAGUGACCCUCUGUAUGUGACCAUCUUCAAGAUGCUCAGAGACACGCUGUACAACCUGAAAGACCUGCAGACAGGCUAUGUGAAGGAGGUUCAUGACUUUGUGCUGAAGCAGUUCAGUAGUAGCCAGUCAGAGCUGCAGAGGAUCCUACAUGAUGUAGAUCACCUCCACAGUGAACUGAGUCCUCUGAAGCUACGCUGCCAGGCUAACGCUGCCUGUGUCGACCUCAUGGUCUGGGCUGUCACUGAGGAGCAGGGAGCUGAGAACCUGUGUACCAAGCUGUCAGAGAAACUGCAGUCCAAGACGUCCAGUAAAGUUAUCAUCGCUCACAUUCCCCUGCUCGUCUGCUGUCUACAGGGUUUGGGUCGUCUGUGUGAGCGGUUCCCAGUGGUGGCCCACUCUGUCACCACGUCUCUCAGAGACUUCCUGGUGGUCCCCUCACCUGUCCUUGUAAAGCUGUACAAGUACCACAGCCAGAACACCACAGGGACUGGCGAGAUCAAGAUCCAUGUGACCAAUGAGCACUCCCAGUCUACGUUCAGUGCUCACGCUAAUAAGAAGAGCCAGCCCUCCAUGUACGAACAGCUCCGAGACAUCUCCAUUGACAACAUCUGCAGGUGUCUGAAGUCAGGUCUGACUAUGGACAGUGUUAUAGUGGAGGCUUUCCUGGCCAGCCUGUCCAACCGUCUCUACAUCUCUCAGGAGAAUGACAAGGAGGCCCAUCUGAUCCCAGACCACACCAUCAGAGCGCUGGGUCACAUCGCGGUGGCUCUGAGGGACACGCCACGUGUCAUGGAGCCCAUCCUGCAGAUCCUACAGCAGAAGUUCUGCCAGCCACCGUCACAGCUAGACGUACUCAUUAUAGAUCAGCUGGGAUGCAUGGUCAUCACUGGGAACCAAUAUAUCUACCAGGAGGUGUGGAACCUGUUCCAGCAGAUCAGUGUGAAGGCCUCCUCCAUGGUCUACUCCACCAAGGACUACAAGGACCAUGGAUACAGACACUGUUCCCUGGCUGUGAUCAAUGCAUUAGCUAACAUAGCUGCCAACCUGGCAACCGAGCAGAUGGUUGAUGAGUUGCUGGUCAACCUACUGGAGCUGUUUGUCCAGCUAGGACUGGAGGGAAAGAGGGCCAGCGAGAGGGCCUCGGACAAGGGCCCUGCACUGAAGGCGUCGAGCAGUGCUGGAAACCUUGGAGUACUCGUUCCUGUUAUUGCUGUGCUGACGAAGCGUCUACCGCCCAUCAAGGAAGCGAAGCCUCGUCUACAGAAGCUGUUCAGAGACUUCUGGCUCUACUCUGUGGUGAUGGGUUUCGCUGUUGAGGGAUCAGGUCUGUGGCCAGAGGAGUGGUAUGAGGGAGUGUGUGAGAUCGCCACCAAGUCUCCCCUCCUCACCUUCCCCAGUGGAGAACCUCUACGCUCUGAACUACAGUACAACUCUGCCCUGAAGAACGACACCGUCACAGCGGCGGAGCUGAAUGACCUGAGGAGCACCAUUAUAAACCUGCUAGAUCCUCCUCCUGAGGUGUCUGCUCUCAUCAACAAACUAGACUUCGCCAUGUCUACCUACCUACUGUCUGUCUACAGGCUGGAGUACAUGAGGAUGCUGCGCGCUCUGGACUCUGACCGUUUCCAGGUGAUGUUCCGCUACUUUGAGGACAGAGCCAUCCAGAAGGACAAGUCUGGUAUGAUGCAGUGUGUGAUAGCGGUGGGGGACAAGGUGUUUGAGGUCUUCCUACACAUGAUGGCUGAGAAGCCGAAGACUAAAGCCCAUGAGGAGGAGUUGGAGCGCCACGCUCAGUUCCUAUUGGUCAACUUCAACCACGUCCACAAGAGGAUCCGUAGGGUGGCCGACAAAUACCUGUCAGGUCUGGCCGAAACGUUCCCUCACCUGCUGUGGAGUGGCCGUGUACUGAAGACGAUGCUGGACAUCCUGCAGACUCUCUCCCUUUCCCUCAGUGCAGACAUCCAUAAGGACCAGCCUUACUAUGACAUCCCAGACACCCCCUACAGGAUCACUGUGCCAGACACAUACGAGGCCAGAGAGAGCAUAGUGAAGGACUUUGCUGCUCGCUGCGGGGAGAUCCUGAAGGAGGCCAUGAAGUGGGCCCCCUCUGUCACCAAGUCACACCUACAGGAGUACCUAAACAAGCAUCAGAACUGGGUGUCCGGUCUGUCCCAGCACACUGGCCUGGCCAUGGCUACAGAGAGCAUCCUGCACUUCGCUGGCUACAACAGACAGAGCACUACACUAGGGAUCACCCAGUUGACAGAAAGGCCAGCCUGUGUGAAGAAGGACUACUCCAACUUCAUGGCUUCACUCAACCUGAGAAACCGCUAUGCCGGAGAGGUGGCAGGUAUGAUCCAUUUCAGUAAGGCAGUGCGUAGCCAGUCAGACCUGUCCAGGCUGAUGGUCAGACAGACGACAGAGGCUCUAGAUGCCCAGAACCCUGAGGCCUUCACUGAGAACAUGUUCAAACUGGCAGCACUGCUCAUCAGCACUAAAGAAUGUGAUCCUCAGCUGCUGCACCACCUGUGUUGGUCUCCUCUGAAGAUGUUUACAGAACACGGCAUGGAGACGGCUAUCGCCUGCUGGGAGUGGCUGCUGGCUGCUCGCACAGGAGUAGAGGUCCCGUUCAUGCGUGAGAUGGCGGGGGCGUGGCAGAUGACAGUGGAGCUGAAGAUGGGCUUGUUCUCUGAUGCGCAGGUGGAGGCUGAUCCCCUAGCAGCCUCGGAGGAGAGUCAGCCUGUCCCUUGUCCCCCCGCCGUCACACCUCACUGCAUUUGGAUAGAGUUCUUGGUCCAGAGGUUUGAGAUAGCUAAGUAUUCCAGUGAAGACCAGGUGGAGAUAUUCGGCAGCCUAUUACAACGCUCGCUCUCCCUCAACGUGGGCGGAGCCAAGAGCAACCUCAACCGCCACGUAGCCGCCAUCGGACCCCGCUUCAGGCUCCUUACUCUGGGUCUAGCACUGCUCCAUUCUGACGUAGUCACCAACGCCACCAUCAGGAAUGUCCUCCGAGAGAAGAUCUACUCCACCGCCUUCGACUACUUCAGUGCCCCCCCUAAGUUCCCUACCCAGGGGGACAAGCGUCUGCGUGAGGACAUCAGCUUCAUGAUCCGUUUCUACGCCAGCAUCCUGUCAGACAAGAAGUACCUGGCGGCGUGCCAGCUGGUCCCUCCCGGUGAGCUAGGCGCCGUGCCCACCCUCAGCACCUUCUCUGCCGGGAUAUUCGGAUCGUUAAUUGUGUCCAGCACUUCUCCGAUAUCGAUGCUAAACAACCAGGACCCGUCGUUGAACAGUCUGUCAGUGAUGACGGCCCAGGAGCCCAGGAGCACCAUGUCUCAUGACUCCCGCUCCCAGCAGAGUGGCCAGAGUGGCUGGAUCAACACCUACCCUCUGUCCUCUGGCAUGUCCACCGCCUCCAAGAAGUCAGGCAUGUCUAAGAAGAGUAACAGAGGGACUCAGCUCCAUAAGUACUACAUGAAGCGUCGAACCCUGCUGCUGGCCUUACUGGCCAGUGAGAUUGAGCGGUUGACUACCUGGUACAACCCUCUGUGCACCCAGGAGUUGGCCAUCGCUACAGAACAGUCCGUGGAGACCAGCAUCGCCAACUGGAGGUCCAAGUACAUCAGCCUCAGUGAGAAACAGUGGAAAGACCACGUCAACCUGGCCUGGGGUAUAUCUCCUUACCUGGCUAUGCAGCUACCAGCCAGGUUUAAGAACGAUGUGAUCGUGGCUGAGGUGACCCGGCUGGUAAGGCUGGACCCUGGAGCGGUCAGCGACGUACCUGAGGCUGUCAAGUUCCUGGUGACAUGGCACACCAUUGAUGCAGAUUCUCCAGAGCUGAGUCAUAUCCUGUGUUGGGCUCCUGCUGACCCUCCCACCGGCCUGUCCUACUUCUCUUCCAUGUACCCCCCGCACCCCCUUACUGCUCAGUAUGGGGUCAAAGUACUACGGUCCUUUCCUCCGGAUGCCAUCCUGUUCUACAUUCCUCAGAUUGUUCAGGCCCUGCGCUAUGACAAGAUGGGGUAUGUGAGGGAGUACAUCCUGUGGGCGGCCCAGAAGUCUCAGCUGUUGGCUCACCAGUUCAUCUGGAACAUGAAGACUAACAUCUACCUGGACGAGGAGGCACACCAUAAAGACCCCGACAUCGGGGAUCUGUUGGAGGAGAUGGUUGAGGAGAUAAUAGGUGCUCAGUCUGGUGCAGCUAAAGACUUUUUCCAGAGAGAGUUUGACUUCUUCGACAAAAUCACCAACGUAUCUGCCAUCAUCAAGCCCACCCCAAAGGGAGAUGAGAGGAAGAGGGCCUGUCUCAAAGCUCUGUCUGACAUCAAAGUCCAGCAAGGCUGCUACCUGCCCAGUAAUCCAGAGGCCAUCGUAUUGGACAUCGACUACAAGUCUGGAACACCAAUGCAGAGUGCUGCCAAGGCCCCGUACCUGGCUAAGUUCAAGGUGAAGCGUUGUGGGGUCAGUGAGCUGGAGAAAGAGGGUCUGCGUUGUCAGACUGACUCCCAGGACGUGGAGUCGGGUGAAGAUGUAGCUCGCAGGAUCGUCUGGCAGGCCGCCAUCUUUAAAGUGGGAGACGACUGCAGACAGGAUAUGCUGGCUCUCCAGAUCAUUGGUCUGUUUAAGAACAUCUUCCAACUUGUGGGUCUGGACCUGUUUGUGUUUCCCUACAGAGUUGUGGCUACUGCCCCUGGGUGUGGUGUGAUUGAGUGUAUCCCAGACUGUAAAUCCCGUGACCAACUGGGCAGACAGACAGACUUUGGGAUGUAUGACUACUUCAGAAACCAGUAUGGAGAUGAGUCCACUCUGGCCUUCCAGAAGGCGAGGUACAACUUCAUCCGUAGUAUGGCUGCUUACAGCCUGCUGCUCUUCCUGCUACAAAUCAAAGAUAGACACAACGGGAACAUCAUGCUGGACAGCAAGGGACACCUUAUCCACAUAGACUUUGGCUUCAUGUUUGAGAGUUCUCCUGGUGGUAACCUGGGCUGGGAGCCGGACAUCAAGCUGACCGAUGAGAUGGUGAUGAUCAUGGGAGGCAAGAUGGAAGCCACUCCCUUCAAAUGGUUCAUGGAGCUGUGUGUCAGGGGGUACCUGGCCGUCAGGCCCUACAUGGAUGCAGUGGUGUCUCUAGUCACUCUGAUGCUGGACACUGGACUACCGUGCUUCAGAGGACAGACCAUCAAACUGCUCAAGCAGCGGUUCAACCCCAGUAUGAGUGAGAAGGAGGCGGCUGCUUUCAUCAUCAAGGUCAUCCAGAGCUGCUUCCUCAGCAGCAGGAGCAAGACCUAUGAUAUGCUUCAGUAUUACCAGAACCAGAUCCCAUACUGAAGACCUGCUGCAGUAUUAUCACAUACCUGUCUGAUAUGAGUUCUUAUUCCUUAUAUAGGCAGUAACCUCUUCUUUAGACUCUAUGUAAGGUCAGAGGUUGUCCUAUAUACUAAGUAAUUAUCCUUGGCUUGCUAGCCAGCUAGCGUCCAGCAACUUAUGCACUUUAUAGAUCGCUGUAUUUCACCCACCUGAUUGGACCCUGAUCAAGAGCUGUUAUGCUAGACUAGAGAAAUCACACUAACCAAUCAACCAAACAACCAAUCACACAACCUGUAACUGAACUCUAAUACAAUCAGCAAAUCCCACGAUCAUAAUCCAUAUAUCACGUAUCAAUGUCUUGAUGCAAUCACAUAGUGAGUGUCCCCGUCCUGUAGUCAAAAGCCAUGAGUAGAUCUUUUUUCUGGGGACAUUUCUAAUGGUGGAGCUAGUGACUAUAUCUGUCUUGAGUCAGUCACAUACUGUGUGUGUAUCCGCCCCAAGGUUGGUGGGUCCAGUACAGAAUAAACCAGUGUUGUUUACCUAAUAACCCACUAACUCUGCAUGUCUCAUGACCAGACCUUCUAGUAGUUACAUGGAUUUAGUAGCAUUCUUAAACAGGUGUGUGUGUGAGAUUCUGUUUGGAGACAUUCCUCUUUCUGCACAAAGAAAGAUUUUAUUCACCUUCAAUCCUGUAGUUGAAUCUCCAGGAUUUGUGUUUAGUAUUACAAUGGUGGUGGUGAUUUUACAAUGACAAUGAAGACCCAAAAAGCCAUUUCUCUAAACCUUGGCACAAACAGAAGGGUGGUAUUACAUGACAACUAUACUCCUCUGAUGUUAUGCUAGAAGUUACCUUCUUAAUGUGUGUCAACAUAUGAGAUUGCUGUCAUAAUCUCUUCAGAAACCCUUCUGUUUAUGAAGAUAUUUUACUUGGUAGUCUGUAAAGAUAAUUCAUCUUACAUCUAUCAUUUUAGAUUAGAUGGUAUGUAUUAUUUUUGAUCUGAAUGGAUAUGUUAUUAUUUUACUUAGGCUAUUUCAUCUUAAACAUCCAUGUAUGUAUUACAGAGUAUGUUUGUAAUAUAUAACGUGGGCGGUAGGUCAGCUAGUGGCGAGGAACCGAAAGGUCGCUGGUUUGAAUGCCCCCAGCUGACUAGGUGAGGUAUCUACCAAUGUGCCCUUGAGCAAGACACUUAUUCAUAGUGACUUACAGGAGCAAUUAGGGUUAAGAGUGUCUGCUAAAUGAGUAAAAAUUUACAUGUGAAGUAUAUUACAGUGUACUGUAUUUCAGGGCUCUACAGUGUAACCAUUUUACUCACAUAUGCGCCUAAUGUUCUGCUGUGUGACCUGGAGGUUAAAUGUAGGUGUACCAGUGCACCUAGAAAAAUUUAAAGGAUUCUAGCUUUAAUACUUCAAAUAUUUUUCAUUGUGCGUAUUAAUUUUUGUGUGCUUACAUUUUUCAACUUAGGUGCACACAUGCUCAUUGUAAAAAAGAUCAGCGUAGAGAGCCCUGCUAUGUACUGUAGGUUGUAAUGGCUAACAGGACAUGCAUUUCAGACCAAUGGGAUGAUAAAGAGCUGUUCCAUUAUUAGUAUUUUUAUUGGACUGUUGUAUUGUGAUAAAGUACUGAAACGUAAA
Oncorhynchus kisutch (coho salmon) is the source of this 8111-nucleotide messenger RNA. Its product is annotated as phosphatidylinositol 4-kinase alpha. The transcript is spliced from 51 exons. Gene Ontology annotation, molecular function: 1-phosphatidylinositol 4-kinase activity. Gene Ontology annotation, cellular component: cytoplasm; plasma membrane. Gene Ontology annotation, biological process: phosphatidylinositol-mediated signaling; phosphatidylinositol phosphate biosynthetic process. NCBI's taxonomy places the organism in Eukaryota, Metazoa, Chordata, Actinopteri, Salmoniformes, Salmonidae. The record is from RefSeq and is a predicted model, not a curated record. The coding region runs from base 120 to 6500 and encodes 2126 amino acids.